This is a messenger RNA of Acanthopagrus latus (yellowfin seabream), 1376 nucleotides long. RefSeq names its product transcription factor 7-like. The transcript has 9 exons. Lineage: Eukaryota; Metazoa; Chordata; Actinopteri; Spariformes; Sparidae. The record is from RefSeq and is a predicted model, not a curated record. Gene Ontology annotation, molecular function: RNA polymerase II cis-regulatory region sequence-specific DNA binding; DNA-binding transcription factor activity, RNA polymerase II-specific. Gene Ontology annotation, biological process: canonical Wnt signaling pathway; regulation of transcription by RNA polymerase II. The coding region runs from base 263 to 1273 and encodes 336 amino acids. Gene Ontology annotation, cellular component: beta-catenin-TCF complex.
UCAUAUUUGAAACAUAAACAGUCUCUGGAUACAUUUGAAUGGAGCUAGAAGAUGUACUUUUGUGGUCGUCAUGGAGACGUGUGAAAUCUACAGGACUAGAGUUUGACUAGGCUCCUUCCACCUGCAGGCUUCACCCGGCGAACUACAGACGUCUUUUCAGAGCGACGUAGAGAAAACCUAUUCACCACAAGGAGUUUGAAGAACAGGGAGAGAACGUAUCCAUCAGAAAAAAACUUCUGAGGUCUCAAGUCAAGUGGACACGAUGCAGCCGGGUCACCUGGACGGUUACCCAGGCGCUAACGGCCAGGGACCCAUCCCCGCCCGUCCUCCUCCUCCUCCUCCUGUCUCUGCUUGGCCUAAAGUGAAUGUCCAGACUAAGAGUGUUCACAUUCAGGUCAGAGAAUAUGGUUGUUGUCAGCGAGGCGAUCAUGGCCUGAUACAGUGCCUGCCGUAUAACGGGUUCGUGAAGGACGUCCUGUGGUCGAUACCCGCAGCGGCAGGCGCCAGUCAGCCUGUUGCUCCACACACAUAUAACAGUGUACCUCUGGUGAGGCUCCCUGUGGACGCGGACCAAAACCUGCACUGCACUAGAGUGCUGAUUGGAAAGUCGCUGCACGCUGUCCCUCCUCCUCGUGUCCCUUCUCCUCCUCGUCUCCUUGGUCCUCCUUGUCUCCCUGCUCCUCCUUGUGUCCCUUCUCCUCCUCGUCUCCUUGGUCCUCCUUGUCUCCCUGCUCCUCCUUGUCUCCCUGCUCCUCCUCGUGUCCCUUCUCCUCCUCGUCUCCCUGCUCCUCCUCAUGACGCCGCUCCUCCUCAGCUGAGCAGCUCCAACCCAGGCCGGCAGGAGGACGACCAUCCAUAUGUAAAAAGGCCACCAAACUCCUUCAUGAUAUUCAUGAGAGAGCAGAGGCCUCAUGUGGAGGAGAAAAUCAGGAGGAUGGGAAAUGGGAUUGUGAAUACAGUCCUGGGACAGAGAUGGAAUUCACUAUCAGAGGAGGAGCAGGUCAUAUACAAACAACAGGCCCAAUUAGAGAAACAGCUCCACGCCCAGAGACACCCAGGCUGGUCAGUCAGUGAAAACUAUGGCAAGAAGAGGAAGAGGGACCAAAGACGGCUCCCCAAAGAUUUCUGCAGAAAAGGCAGCAUCUAUGAAGCAGCACGCAUCACAAGUGGCAUCCAUCUCUCAGGCAGCUGUGGAGCCGUGUCCCAUGAAGUCAGUCAUGGUGCUGACAGAUGUGACAAAGUGCCAUGUUGGCACACAGACAGACUUGAGUGACUUGCCUGCGUGUGGCGUGUGUCAUUGUCUACAGGUGUAGGAUGUAUACAGUCACGUAAAUACAACGCAUUGUAAAUAAACAGCAGCAUAUUGACAUAAUGAA